UACUGGGUACUCCUCAUAAAAGUGCAUAUGGGGAAAGAAUCCAAGAGUGGGCCAGUGGUGCUGCAAUUAUGACAUCAAUUAUUGAAUCCAUAAUGUUAAAAGUCAAGGAAGGAUGGAGACCUCAUAGGACAAUCCUUUUCUGCUCAUGGGGUGGCUCGCCAUUUGGUAAUAUUGGAUCUUACAAAUGGGCAGAGGAAUUUAAAAGAAUAUUGGAGAACAAUGCAGUGGCAUAUAUUGGACUUCAAAAUCCUAUACGUGGAAAAAGCAGUCUUCGAUCUAUCGCUUCACCCUCUCUACUGCAGUUAGUGACAGACGUUAUUAAAAAGCUGCAGGUUGCUUGUCCUGACAAGGAAAUGUGCUCCAAGUCUGGUGUCAGUUCUGUGCAAGCGCUGGGAGAUGCAGAUUUCUUCAUUAACCACCUUGGAAUUCCAGCUGUGCAGUUUAUUAUUGAUGACAUCAAAACUUCAGAGGCUUCAAAUGUGCUCUCAGAAGCAGUCUUCAUUAAAGAAGAAACCACAAACAAACAAAUGGAUCCUUCCUUUAAUCUUCAUGAAUAUAUUGCCAAGUUAACCUUAGAAAUGGUUCUGCAGAUUGCAAGUGAACCCGUCUUGCCCUUUAGUGCACUGGAUAUAGCAUUAGAAAUUCAGAAGAACAUUGAAGGUGAUGACACUUCUACUAAUCAUUUAAUGGAGAAAGCAAGAAGUCUUAGAGAAACAGCACAAAUGUUUCAGUCAAAUGAAAUGCGGCCAGCCAAUGAUCCUAAAGAGAGGGACCCUACAAGAGUAAGAAUGUUAAAUGACAUUCUACAAAAUAUGGAGAAAAAUUUCCUGAUACAAAACCCCCCACCAGGAUUCUUCAGAAAUAUUUUAUACAGACUGGAAGACAGGACAACACAAUUUUCAACACUACAAGCAGCUAAAGCUUAUUACAAGAUUUCUAAGUCAAAUGAAACACUUCUAGCAGCGCUGGAGAUGGUGUCAAACUGCAUUAGCUCAGCUCAGCUAUAUUUCAAUGAAAGUCUCCAUGUGUUUGAGGAUGGUUUUUACUUAAAUGACUGACAGAUCAUGUGUGUUGGUAGUCAUUAGGUCACACAAUGAUAUUAUGAGGGUCAAACAUUUUGUUAAACUACAUUUUUUUGGUAUAUGUUUUGGUAUGUGCUUGAAAACCUAUAUGCUUACUAUUUUCUGUUUCUUUUCUGAAACAAAUUUAAUGCAGUGUUCAUGGAGGUUCUGUUUCUAUAAAUUAGACAAUGAGACUUUAUACAAUGUAAUAACUAUGAGUACAUUUUUUCAUUAAAAAUUGAAUAACUGUCCUUGUUCUACAAAGACCUGAGAACAAAUCAUGUAGGUGUUACCUUCUCACUUUCAAGGAUUCACUUCAAUAUGAAAGACUUUUUAUGGGUUUCUAAGAACUGUGUUAUGUCAU
Messenger RNA from Spea bombifrons (plains spadefoot toad), 1425 nucleotides. RefSeq names its product N-acetylated alpha-linked acidic dipeptidase like 2 (gene NAALADL2). The transcript has 7 exons. The record is from RefSeq and is a predicted model, not a curated record. NCBI's taxonomy places the organism in Eukaryota, Metazoa, Chordata, Amphibia, Anura, Pelobatidae. The coding region runs from base 69 to 1058 and encodes 329 amino acids.